Xylaria bambusicola is the source of this 546-nucleotide messenger RNA. RefSeq lists its product as uncharacterized. NCBI's taxonomy places the organism in Eukaryota, Fungi, Ascomycota, Sordariomycetes, Xylariales, Xylariaceae. Gene Ontology annotation, biological process: proton motive force-driven ATP synthesis. The record is from RefSeq and is a predicted model, not a curated record. The transcript is spliced from 4 exons. Bases 128 to 346 code for a protein of 72 amino acids.
AGGCAAGCUACGAGCACUAUUUUGGCAGCCUCUUCACCUCCUACGACAAGUCACUAUCAUCACGCCGUCGACCCCAUCGAGCGAACCAGCCCCUUCGUUUCGCAUCCAAUCUUUCAAUACCGCCAGAAUGGUUGCUAUGUACCAGAUCUUUGGCCGCCAGGUCGGCUCGCAUUACCUCGCUAUGGGUGUGCUCGGUGCCCUGUUCGGCGGCACCUACAUGGCCUUCAGCGGUCCUAGCAAGAAGACCGUUCAGACUCCUCCUAUCAACGCGUCAUCCCCCGACGAGGCCGACUUCAUUCAGAACUUCUUGAAACAGGCCGACGCCGAUGAGAAGGCCAAGCACUAGAGACGAAUGUAAAUUGCGGGCGCUUGUUUGAUCGGAACCAGGUCAUUGUACAUUAGAGGUCACAAUUAAGCAUUAUUUCGACAACGCUUCAUGAAGACACCCACUUAAAGUCAAAGGGUGUGUUAAUUCACGUCGUACCACUUUGAGGAGUGUUGGUACCAAUCUGGGUCUCCUCACGCGUUGUAUAAUGUAGCGUGAAA